This is a messenger RNA of Nicotiana attenuata, 813 nucleotides long. RefSeq lists its product as uncharacterized. Bases 1 to 813 code for a protein of 270 amino acids. The record is from RefSeq and is a predicted model, not a curated record. The transcript has a single exon. NCBI's taxonomy places the organism in Eukaryota, Viridiplantae, Streptophyta, Magnoliopsida, Solanales, Solanaceae.
AUGCACCAAAGGAAGUACACUCUAGAGCUGAUUUCUGAGCUUGGACUGGGAGCUCCAAAACCUGCAGCAACACACAUUGAAGCCAACAUCAAACUGACCACUAAGGAGUAUGAUGAACAUACUAGCAGCUCUAAUGCAACUGAUGAUGAAGUGUUAACAGACAUCAGCCAAAGAUUAUUGGGGAAACUACUCUACUUAACUGUCACAAGGCCAGACAUAGCAUAUAGUGUUCAGACACUAAGCCAGUUUAUGCAAAAUCUGAAAAGAUCACAUUUGGAAGUUGCUCAAAGAGUGGUUAGAUAUGUGAAGAACCAAACAGGUCAAGGCAUACCUUUGUCUAGCAAACAGAGAAACACUAUCACUACAUAUUGUGGUGCAGACUGGGCAACCUGCCCUAUCACUAAGAAGUCAGUAACAGGCUUCUUCAUUAAGUAUGGUGAUUCCCUGAUAUCCUGGAAGUCAAAGAAACAAAGCACCAUUUCUAAGAACUCUGCAGAAUCUGAGUACAGAAGCAUUGCAUCAACUGUAGCUGAAUUGGUGUGGAUACUUGGUCUGUUCAAAGACAUUGGUAUAGAAGUUGGCCUCCCCGUGAACAUCUACACUAACAGUAAAGCAGCAAUUCAAAUAGCUGCCAACCCAGUGUUUUACGAACGAACCAAACACAUUGAAAUAGACUUUUAUAAGGGAGAAGAUACAGAAUGGUCUGGUACAAACAGAAUAUGUAGCUGCAAAGGAGCAGAUAGCAGACAUUCUAAACAAAGGUCUACCACGAGUGCAACACGAGUAUUUGUUGUCCAAGCUAGGUGUACUUGA